AUGAGCUACGUUCGUUCGUUCGUUCGUUCGUUCGGUCACAGUCACGGCGGUGGAGUAGCCCCGGGGGCUCGGGUGCUGUCCGCUGUGCCGCCGCCGAUCGCCGCCAACUGCUGUCCGGCCGGCUGGCAUCGUGCCAAGUACGAGGCGCUGAGCCCCUCCACGUCUCGACCUCAUUCUGUUCAGUGUUCGAGGUCGUCGUCCUCGCACCUCAACGCGGCGGUUCGCUCAACCAGCUGUUCGGUGUUCGGUGUUCGCUGUUCGUCAACGACGAUGACGACGACCUCCUAA
Molecule: messenger RNA, 288 nt
Organism: Necator americanus (New World hookworm)
Lineage: Eukaryota; Metazoa; Nematoda; Chromadorea; Rhabditida; Ancylostomatidae
Exons: 1
Coding region: 1-288 (95 amino acids)
Source: RefSeq, a predicted model, not a curated record